GAAAGGGAGAUCAAAAAUGCUUUCUAGAAAUCAUGAUUUUCCGCCUUGGAAAAUGGGCAUUACUUCCUGUAAGGAGAAAUGAUCAGUGUCAUCAUCAAUACGAACACAGGCUGUUGUAUCCAUUGAACAAGGGAAAAUGUGUUUUUGAUCAAAUUGAUUGUGCAGUAACAAAAACAAUGAAAGCUAUUGGACUUCCCUAUCUGGAUCGGACAGAAGUCAUGCAUGAAGACUCCGAACUCUCAAGCAUAAUUGUUGCAAGUUCCUUCGUUGCAACUUCAGAUGAUGUCCUUGAAAUAUUGGAUUGCAUCUUGUCAAAUACAAAAAAUAUUGAAAUAAAAGCAAACUGUGAAGUUUUAAUGGAAUAUUUCGAAUCCAAAGCAUCAAGUUUUAAACCAGAUGCAGAUUCAAAAGAAAAGCUAAGACGUUUACCAUUUUAUGAAAAUUUAUUAGACGAGUAUCAAACUCUCGGCGAUUCUAAAACUUCUGUAAUGCUUCCAAAAGAAACACCAAUAAAUGGACUUCAUCAGCUUUGCCUAAAAACAACAGUGCAAUUUUUGAAACACAAACCAUGGACUUGUGUGUAUGCAAGGGCAGGAUGCGACAUUUGUGAUGUUGUAGAAGUAUACCACAAAUACAUUCUUCCUAAUUUCAGCGCUUUGCCAGAAAGAGAUAUAGUGAAACAUAUGGAAACGCUGAAAAAUUUCGUCAUCACCAGAAUGAUAUUGAAAUCCAAAAGUGAACAAAAUUCCAUAAUGGAACUAUUACAACAGGUGGCUUUUCUUGUUCAAAAUGGAAUCAGAUAUACAGCAAACAAAUUUUAUAAUCCACAGAAAAAGCUAUAUUAUUUCCUCUGUCAAAAGGAUGAACUUCCUCCUGCACCUUUUGCUAAUAAAGAUUGGAUCCACUUUCUUAAAAUAUGUGGUUUGAGAGACAAAGUGACGGAGGAAAUAUUUGUCCUCUUUGCAUUGCGUGUCGAAAAAAUUGGAAAAGAAGAAAAGCUAUCUGAUAAGGUGAAAAAAUAUUCAUCAAUAUUGAUAGAAACUUUACAAAAUGAGAAUAUGUUUUGCGGAAAUGAAAAAUUCCUAGAAGAAGUCAAGAAAAUUCAUUUUGUUUUACCUUACACAUUAGAGCAAGAUUUAGUAAGAAUCCACUCUCAGUAUGCCGCCGACCAGUUGCUUAACUUUGCAGAUUCAGAACUUGUGAAAAACAAGGAAUUGGUAUGGACAAAAAUUGGAUUACUUAAUGAGAAUGCCUGUAGGAUUGUUGAUGAUCAGCGUAUAUGGCAGAGGCUCGGACAUGACAAAAAACCACUUGAGGAAAAAGUCUUUGAACAUAUAAAACAGAUUUGCCCACAGUUUCCUGAAGAUGUUCUCACAAAAGUGGAGAUAGAUAAAGAUUUGGAUACAACUUUUUCCUCAGUAUUUCGGAAAAUAUACUCAUAUCUGGAAAAUAUUUCAUGUAGUGAGAGGAUAAUUUCAUUAAAAGAAACACCAUUCAUUUAUGUCAAAGAGAGAAAAGCAUUUGCUUCUCCAGAUAUUUUGGUCCUUAAUAUGGAUGAUGAACAUGAAAUUCCUCCGUAUCUCUAUAAGGCUCCAACUUAUUUUGGUGAAUUUCAUGCUGUGUUUCAGAAAUUUGGUGCUUCCGAAAAACUUUCCAGUAACCAUUACGUAUAUGUCUUAAAAGAGCUUUAUAAGAGAUCCAGUGGCGGUGUUAUUGAUCCUAAUGAAAGAACAAUGACAAUCAAAGCUGUUCAAUUGCUUUUUGAGAAGUUAAGAAAAGAAAUUUCUGAUGUGCAACUGAAAUCAGAAUUGUAUCUCCCAAGCAAAGACCACAUCUUACUGUCGAGCAAAUCACUAAUAUUUGUUGACGAUAAAGUCUUGGAAAAACGUCUCCGUAAAGGGAACCAUAAUUUAAAAUAUAUACUCGGGUUCAAAGAAUUAGGUAUGAAAGAUGUACAUGAUCCAGUGAAAGAGAUAUCUCUCAUUCCAACUGAGUAUAGACCAAAAUUACUCUCAAAAAUUGUGACGGAAGAGGUAUCCACAGAAUGCAAAACUUACAAAAGGAAAAGUGAAAGGGCAAAAUUCUUGGAAAAGUUUUUAUGCUGUGAAGAAUUUAUCAAAAGUGUCAUUCGCCUGGUUCGACACGAACGAUACAAAAAAGACAAAGAAUGUGGUGAAAUGGAAGAAAAACAAAUCAGGGACACCUUUAAAAUGACAGUCUUUGAGGUGGACAAUUUGACAACUGUAUUAAGACUGAAUUCGGAAGUUGUCAAAAACACUGAGAUGCAAACACAAAUUUCAUAUUCCAUUGACACUGAGAACUCAAGUCUAGUAUGUGUUUAUCUGAAUUCUUUUAGGCGCCCAGAAAAUACCAAAUGGAUAGAAUACAUUGCAAAUGAGUUAACUCAUAUCAUUAACUGUCUUUUAAACAACGAACUGAGUGGGAGUUGCUUACAUCUCGCUCAUGUUCUUGGUUUUAUCGAAAAUCCAGAAUGCAUUAGAGAGUUCUUGGAUAGUAAACAAAUAAUCUCUUUGGAAGAUUCUUCUUCGGAUGAACCUUUCAUUCCAGAAUUAGGAUCUGAAAUUCCAGUCAAGUUACACCACUUACUGAACAAUUCAUUCAAGUCAUUAGAAAUAAAUGAAUAUGUUGGAUAUGAACAGUUUGAUCCUUUAAUUGAUGAUGAUAUUGUGCAAGAAGAUUCCUCACCAGUUUUCCUAUUUGCCCGGGUGGAGGAAGAUGAAACAAAAGAAAUAAAAAAUAUGUGGGAGAAAAGGUUUAGAAUUGAUAUAGGUUUGAAGAACGGAAUUGUUGUAAGUGCGUCACGUUUAUAUAAAUUUGAAAGGAAAAUCCAAAGAGAUCUACGUAUGGAAGUUUAUACACAACACACAGGAAGUGAAAAAACGUAUACAUGUACGUCGUGCAAGAGCGAAAGAAAAAAUCUGAAGGAACAAAAGAGAAACAUAAAAAAUAUCAUGAAAGAUACUCUAAACAAACCGCUUGAUGAAAGAAAGAGAGUAUGGAAGCGGCUUCUUUUACAGUAUCAUCCAGAUAAACAUAUGGACGACAAGGAUUAUUACACGAAAUUGACCCAGUAUAUCAACUCUUUAAUCCAAAGAAUUGAAAAUGGUCAGUCUUUAGAUUAUGAAAGUGAAGAUGAAGUUGAUUCAGGAACUGGGUAUAGAGGACGUCGUAAAUAUUACCGUCCCUCAGGUUCAUCAUUCAGACAAGAAUUCAAUUUUUCAUCAUUUUAUGAACAUUGCUUCAACCGUGGAAAAUCUUAUGCAAAAUUUGAGAGAGCAUACCGUCCUCCAGAAGCAGAGCAUGGAUAUUUUCAGGAAUUCCGCAGGCGUGGUUCCCAGCCCGGUCAAGCUGAAAGAUGGUACCGCCAAGCAAAAUACGACUUGGAUGCAGCACAGGGUAGCGAGGGUCAAAGAAACACCCAUAACUGGGUGUGUUUCAAAUGCCAUCAGGCUGUCGAGAAGGCGUUAAAAGCUCUACUUUACCAGAAAGAUGCUGAUUUAUUCAUGCGCACACAUGAUCUGUCGUUGUUGGCCUCUAGAUGUGGUGGCGAUGAACUUAAAUCUAUGGUGCUGAAGUUCGAGGAAGUGACAAAAUCUUAUGACGCCAUGCGAUACCCUGAUGGCGUAGCCAGUGGAUCGGUUCCGUCAGAAUUUUACACGGAAGAACAAGCAUCAAAUGCCAAAAUACAGGCACAGAGAAUUUUGAAAGUGAUCAAGGCAGAACUUGAGAAAUUGAAAUGUUCAUAAUUGAAACAAAUAUUU
Messenger RNA from Saccostrea echinata, 3782 nucleotides. Its product is annotated as sacsin-like. Bases 33 to 3767 code for a protein of 1244 amino acids. The transcript has 2 exons. The record is from RefSeq and is a predicted model, not a curated record. NCBI's taxonomy places the organism in Eukaryota, Metazoa, Mollusca, Bivalvia, Ostreida, Ostreidae. Gene Ontology annotation, molecular function: Hsp70 protein binding.